Entelurus aequoreus (snake pipefish) is the source of this 1661-nucleotide messenger RNA. RefSeq names its product WD repeat domain 54 (gene wdr54). Gene Ontology annotation, molecular function: ubiquitin binding. Gene Ontology annotation, biological process: proteasome-mediated ubiquitin-dependent protein catabolic process; ubiquitin recycling. The coding region runs from base 489 to 1499 and encodes 336 amino acids. Lineage: Eukaryota; Metazoa; Chordata; Actinopteri; Syngnathiformes; Syngnathidae. The transcript has 9 exons. Gene Ontology annotation, cellular component: nucleus; cytoplasm. The record is from RefSeq and is a predicted model, not a curated record.
ACUAGGACGAAAAACUAACUUACCUUGAAUUAUUUUGGACUGAGUAAACGCGACAAUCUUCCUUUUGGCGUCCACUUCCUGGUGUGUCGACGGGUUCCCUAGCAACGCAACACGUGACGGUGACGUCACGCGACCUGGCGGCGUUGUCUCUAUGGCUGCGGGAGACGCCGAGGGUUUUAGCCUGGAAAGAAGCGCUUACGUCACCUUGCACUAGUAAUUUCAGAUAAAGACAGCACUAAGUGUUAGACGGCUGCAUGGACGCUUUAAUAAACAGCAGUUACCGUGUCAUUUUUGACAUUUGAACGUCAUAGUUCCCGGUGGCUUCUUGCUAACAACCACCUAGCUGCUAAUGCUAAGGCUAAUGCUAAGAGACCAAGCUGUGUAGCCAGAAACCAGUGACGUCAUUGGUAUAAAACAGCCCCUCUGUCUGCAAUAGGGCACCUUAUUUUUAGGAUUACAUACAUUUAUACCGCCGUGUAACCUUCUCGAUGUAUCACAAAGAGAAGAGCAUCCAGAUUAAGAACAGCGCGUCUGCGUUGUACAACAACCUGAGCACGCUGCGCAUCGCCCCGCGGCGCCUCACCCACUUCACGGUGGUCCACGCCAAUGUGGUCAACAUGGUCAGCGCGUCCUGGGACGGCCUCAACUUCUCCACCCGCCAGCUGCAGUCCAAGGAGCCCAACGUGGCCACAAGCCCAUCGCUCAUCAUGCAGGCUGCAUUUUGUGUUUUGCCCUCUCGAGAUAUGCUGGUGGUAACUUCCCAAAGAGGCAUCCAGAUGUAUGAAUCCGAUGGCUCCAUCAUGGUGUACUGGCAUGCUUUGGAAACUCCUGAAACACCAACAGCUCAAGCUGUGUUUGCACGAGGGAUUGCUGCCGUUUGGGAGAAUUACAUAUGCGUCGGCUUGUCCACCUGUGGAGUUCUGGUGUUUGACAUUCCCAAUAAAGGCAGUAAUAUCACACUGUCUGAGGUCCUGGAGGAGCACAUGGAGCCCAUCACAGACUUGGCUCCAGAGUGCUCCGGCAGCCAGGAGUGCAUAGCGGACCUGGUCAGUGCAGACGAUGGCGGCACCUUGUGUGUGUGGAAGUCAGGGGAGGAGUUUCAGCUUCUCAACAAGAUUGGCGGAUUUGACAUGAGCUGCUCCUCCGUAAAGCUGUGGAAAGGUACAGUGGUGGCCGGAUACGGAACAGGCCAGAUCCGUCUCUAUGAGGCGGUGACGGGAAUUCUGCACGCUGAGGUCAACGCCCACGCUCGCUGGAUCUACUCGCUGGACGUGGCUCCGUUUUCCGGACUGCUCCUGUCUGCUGCCGAGGAUUCUUUUGUGAGGGUGUGGCACAUUACAGUAACCCCAGAAACCAACACUGUGGAGGUCGCCCAUCUACACAAUGAGUGUGUAACAGACACACAAAUCUGCGGCGCCAAGUUCUGUGACGGCGAUGGCUACGCCUUUGCUGUGACAGGAUAUGACCUCAAUGAGAUUAUCCGAUACACGCAGACAUAGGACAUCACCUUUAUCACGGCUGAGUACAUUGAUAUCAAAACGGAUGUAAUGGGAUAUUUCCGCAGAGUUGUCCAAAUGUAGCGCAGUCAGAAGGUCAGCAGGUAUCGCAUGACGUUUUUUCGUAGAAGCGUCAUAUAUAUAUAUAUAUAUAUAUAUAUAUAU